Molecule: messenger RNA, 1174 nt
Organism: Racocetra persica
Lineage: Eukaryota; Fungi; Glomeromycota; Glomeromycetes; Diversisporales; Gigasporaceae
Source: the annotation of a GenBank genome assembly
CGAAGUAGCCGCCUUUUUACGGGGUCAAGAUAUUAUUAUUGGCCCCGGCCGUGGCAGUAGUGUUUCCUCACUGGUGGCUUAUUUGCUAGAAAUAACUAGCCUUGACCCCUUGCAACAUAAACUAUUUUUCGAAAGAUUUUUAAACGAACAAAGAAAAACUUUGCCAGAUAUCGAUAUGGAUGUUGAAAAUCAAGAAGAAGUGUUUAAUUAUUUACGGAAAAAAUAUUCUUCUUACCAAGUAGCCCGUAUUAUGGGAAACAGAAUUAAAAAAAAUCCUUCUUUUGCUGAGCAAAACCUAUGGUUUGCAGGAUGCCAAGUUAAACCCUUGAAAACCGGAGUGAUUAUUAAUGAACGCUCCUUAGCGGGUUCAAUUCCCGUCAAGUUGGAGUCCGAUUUUCUGGUGAGCCUCUUUGAAGAAGAACAAUUAGCCCAGUUAGGUUUCAAAAAAUACGAUUUUCUUAGUCUGAAAGAAACCCUGGGUUUUGUUACCCUGAUUAAAAACUUAACUUCGCACCAGCAUUUACCCGCCAAGUUGCCGACUUAUCAAGAAGUCGACUUGGCGGACCCCAAAACUUGGGAACUGUUAAAUAAUUUGUGCUUGACCGGUAUUUUCCAACUUGAUACCCCGGCAGCACGCAGUUUAUUUCUACGCUUUCGUCCCCAAAAUUUUGCGGAGCUAGUGCUCUUUUUGGCUUUAAACCGCCCGGGAGCUAGAAGAAGGGCCGAAGAAAUUAUUUCGCAAAAAAACCAGCCGGGAAAAUCUCCUUUUGUUUCUCCAGCUUUACAAAAAAUCCUAGCCGAAACUUUUGGCUUGAUUAUUUUCGAAGAACAAAUUAGCCAAAUUCUCGCUUUGGUGGCUGAUUGUUCUUUUGCGACUGCUGAUUUGCAACGACGAGAAAUUGCAGUCAAAGGCCAAAAAAAGCAAAGUUUAAUUAUGGGAUUUAGCAGCCUGAAAAAAUAUCAGGCUAAUUUUUUUGCGGGGCUUUUAGAAGAAAGAAACAAAAACGGUCUUUACCGGAAUUGGGAAGAAUUUUUGUCCCGCACGAGCGAAUGUCUGGGAGUAGAUAUUGCUACUUUGGAACAAAAUAGUCAGGCUAUUUUCCGUUAUCUCCAAAUUCGACAAAAAAUUCCGACGGUCAAUAACAACGAUUUACCAUUUUUAUAUUUGCCAACU